Messenger RNA from Eublepharis macularius, 5891 nucleotides. RefSeq names its product lipin 2 (gene LPIN2). The coding region runs from base 96 to 2774 and encodes 892 amino acids. Gene Ontology annotation, cellular component: nucleus; cytosol; endoplasmic reticulum membrane. The transcript is spliced from 20 exons. NCBI's taxonomy places the organism in Eukaryota, Metazoa, Chordata, Lepidosauria, Squamata, Eublepharidae. The record is from RefSeq and is a predicted model, not a curated record. Gene Ontology annotation, molecular function: transcription coactivator activity; phosphatidate phosphatase activity. Gene Ontology annotation, biological process: triglyceride biosynthetic process; cellular response to insulin stimulus; positive regulation of transcription by RNA polymerase II.
GCCUCCAGUAACCGGUGGCUGGUCCGACCGGCUGCGCUGUGAGGACGCGCCUCUCCCCUGCUUCCAUCCGGCGGAGAGAGAAGAAGCUUUGAAGUAUGAAUUACGUGGGGCAGCUUGCCGGACAAGUUCUGGUUACUGUGAAGGAACUAUACAAAGGCAUUAACCAGGCUACACUCUCAGGGUGCAUUGAUGUAAUUGUAGUUCGACAACAGGAUGGUACGUACCUGUGCUCGCCAUUCCAUGUCCGGUUUGGAAAGCUUGGCGUUUUACGUUCGAAGGAAAAAGUGAUUGAUAUUGAAAUUAAUGGAGAAGCAGUUGAUCUUCAUAUGAAACUGGGUGACAAUGGAGAAGCUUUCUUUGUGCAAGAAACAGAAGAAACAUUUGAAAAAGUCCCAGCACAUCUAGCAACAUCCCCAAUACCCACAGAAGAUCAGUUCUUCAAAGAAAGUGAUGACCAUUUGCUGAAGCCAAGUGAAAAUGCAAGGAUGUGUCAAGAAGAUUCAGACAUUCCACGAAUUGUAGAAGCAGAGCCUGUGUUUUCCUCUGGGUCUGUGAAGAAGAAAAAGCGGAGGAGAAGAAAAUAUAAACAAGAUGCCAAGAAAGAAGAUCUAACCAUCUGUCCUGGAACUGAAGAAGUAUUUGAAAUGGAAAUCAGUUCUGAUGAUGAGAGAAGUAUUCAGCCGCUGAGAAAUUCCUCGGAUUCUCCACUAAAGGAUGAAGAAUAUAAAGAAUCACUGAUUUACCAUUCAAAAGACCAUUACCCCUUAUCUGAUGGAGACUGGUCUCCUUUGGAAAACCCUUUUAACCAAUCAGCUUGUCCAAAAAGUGAUUCAGAACUGGAAGUUAAACCUGGGGAGAGCUUACUGAGAGCAGAGUCACACAUGGAAUGGACAUGGGGAGGUUUCCCUGAAUCAACCAAGGUGAGCAAGAAAGAAAAAGUAGAACAUCCUAGAACUGUCACUCUCACUCCAACAGAAAAGACUCAUUUCAGAGUAAUCUCCAGCACUGACACAGUUGAAGAUGACAUUUUGGUGAACAGUUCAGUUUGCAUGGUACUGAAGCCCGAACCAAGAACUCAUCCUCUCCUUAAAGAGCUAGAUAUAAGAGGCAAACUUUCUUCUACAGCAACUGAACCUGUUUUAGAAAUUCUUCAAGACUCGCCUGCAUUAGAUACAGAUACCCUUCCCAGUCCGUUGGUAGAUUCCUCAUUAGAAAUGAAACAAUUGGUAAAACUUGACUCUCCGUCAAAGAAGAAAGGGACACAUAAGAGAAGCCAGCACCAAGGGCCUGAUGACAUAUACUUGGAUGACCUGAAGGCGUUGGAACCUGAAGUUGCUGCUCUGUAUUUUCCCAAAAGUGACUCUGAUCCAGGUUCCAGACAGUGGGUGGAAUCCGAUACACUCUCUGGGUCACAGUCGCCACAAUCUGUGGGAAGUGCGGCAGCUGAUAGCGGCACAGAAUGUAUGUCUGAUUCUGCUAUGGACUUGCCUGAUGUCACUCUGUCUCUUUGUGGAGGUCUUAGUGAAAACGGAGAGAUCUCGAAAGAAAAAUUCAUGGAGCAUAUUAUUACUUACCAUGAAUUUGCUGAAAACCCAGGACUUAUAGACAAUCCUAAUCUGGUAAUAAGGAUAUACAAUAGGUACUAUAACUGGGCAUUGGCUGCUCCCAUGAUUCUCAGCCUGCAGGUGUUCCAGAAGAGUUUACCACAGGGUACAGUUGAAUCUUUGAUUAAAGAUAAAAUGCCAAAGAAGUCUGGAAGAUGGUGGUUCUGGCGUAAGAAGGACAGCUUAGUUAAACAGCUUCCAGAGACAAAGGAAGGGAAAUCUGAAGCUCCAAAAAGUGACCUAUCAGUUACUAUGAAUGCACAAGUUGAAAACCGACCUACAGAUGAUUCUUCUAGCGAUGAAGGGUCACGGGAACUGAAAGAAUCCUUAAAAAUAGAUUCUAUUUCAGUUGAACAUCCGAGCCAUGGGAAUUCUACCUCAUAUAAAAAAUCACUAAGACUGUCUUCAGAUCAAAUUGGAAAGCUGAAGCUUAGAGAUGGCCCAAAUGAUGUUGUGUUCAGUAUUACAACCCAGUAUCAGGGGACUUGCCGUUGUGCAGGAACAAUCUACCUGUGGAAUUGGAAUGACAAAAUCAUCAUUUCUGAUAUUGAUGGGACAAUAACAAAGUCUGAUGCUUUAGGACAGAUUCUGCCACAACUCGGUAAAGACUGGACACAUCAGGGUAUUGCAAAACUGUACCAUUCUAUUAACGAGAAUGGCUACAAGUUUCUGUAUUGUUCUGCUCGUGCCAUAGGAAUGGCAGAUAUGACAAGGGGGUACUUGCACUGGGUCAAUGACAAAGGAACAAUCCUGCCCAGGGGUCCCUUGAUGUUGUCUCCUAGCAGUUUGUUCUCUGCUUUUCAUAGGGAAGUGAUAGAAAAGAAGCCAGAGAAGUUCAAAAUUGAGUGUUUAAAUGAUAUCAAGAACUUGUUUGCUCCAUGUGAACAACCUUUCUAUGCUGCUUUUGGAAACAGGCCUAAUGAUGUAUACGCCUAUGUGCAAGUGGGAGUUCCUGACUGUCGAAUAUUCACAGUCAACCCAAAGGGUGAACUAAUCCAGGAACAAACAAAGGGAAACAAGUCUUCAUAUUACAGACUCAGUGAACUUGUAGAACACGUGUUCCCACUUCUUAACAAGGAGCAGAAUUCUGCUUUUGUGUGCCCAGAAUUCAGUUCUUUUUGCUUUUGGAGAGAACCACUUCCAGAGGUGAACAUAGAUGAUUUCGUUUGAACAGCAUUUGCUCACACAGCACCUCUUUCUAGAGAGAGGCCUCUUUAUCCUUUGGUACCAUGUGUCUUAUUAAAUAUAGAAAACGCCAUGGGUUUGGUACAAGUCAGUGAAAUGGAAGGCUAAUCUCUCUGUUCUUUAGAUUUCCUUACUGAAUAAGGCACUGGAAUGGUAACUAGUCUUUUAGAUAGCAGGCCAUCAAGAGAUUAGAAAACAGCAUAGUGUGGGAAUUUAGGGACAGCUCUUCAAUUUCAUAUAUACAAAUCUUACUGGAUGCAUGUGGUGAUUUGUGCUCUUGUAUCCUUAAUAUUAUCAUCUUAAACAGAAAAUGUAUGUUGAACUGAUUAUAGACACUGUUAGGCCCAAUAUAGGAAUCAUUAUCUAGUACUGAAUUACUUAAGCUGUUUCAGAUGUGAUAUCUGAAACUCUUAUGGUUAAAUUCCUUAAUGUCUUAAGCAUUUAUUAAGUAAUUACUGCUUGAUAGUCAUUUUGCUGCAUCAGAGUAGCGAUGGUAGAAGUGGAGAUGGUACUGUAGUAGCACAUUCUCAUAAUUGCUUUGCCUUGUAACAUUUUUUUAAACCAUACAGUGAUCGGGCUAUCUAAUAAGCCUUUCGUUACUUGUGGUAUACAUAUAUAUGAAUCCUUAGCUGCUAUAUGAAAUUGGAAAUCUGCAGCGAGGGUAAGAAAACCUUUGCUGCUAUAUUUGGCACUUCUUAAACUCAUUUAGUCUGUGCACACUACAUAGGUCAGUAAGCAAAAUAUACAGAAAACAUUCAGGGAUAAACUCUUGCCAUAUAACAAAAAGGUAAUGUAUAUAAUCAGUCCUUAAAACUGGGACCACUGUUUAGCCUUGCCAGAACUCUGUGUGUAUUGGGAUUCUUCAGUUCAGUAAAAGAGGCAUGGGACAAUGGGACUGAAGUGAAAAAUUAUGAGUAUGUGCUGUAAACGUCAGUUUGGACCAAAUCCUUUAUUAUUAGUAGCACAGUAGAUCCAAAAGCAACUUAAGUCCUGAUUUAAGUAGCCAGUUGUCUUACAUUCUCUAAUUUGUUUUAAUUUUUGCAAGUCAGUUGAGCGAUGUCUGUAAACCAAACAGCAGAUUGGGUAAGUUUUAGCCCUUCCCUUGCCAGGCUGUUGUAGUACAUCACGAGCAAAACCAAACAAACUGGAAAAUUUAAGGUUUUUUUUUACAGUCAUCAUUAAUUUGAAGUUAGCUAGGUCUAUAUCUGAAGGAAGUGGCAGAAGUGAAAUGCUGCCACCACUUGGCUAUGACUGAUGCUUUUCCUAUUUGCCCAGAAGAUCCAUAUACAUAUAUCAAAACUUCCUAUUCUCUUGUCAGAUAUAACAUUUUAAUUUACAACUCCAACAAUUCCUGAUGCAGGUUUUUAUUUUAAGUCUGCUUCCCUAACAAUGCUGAAGGGCUAGGUGCAGCUCUGGUUCUCAGUAGAAGCAUGACUAGGCUCCUCGGGAUCUUUCACAAAGGUAGAAGAGAAUCGAGGCUUGUUCUUCAGUGAAACUGUUUAGAAAAUGCACCCAAGAAGAAUGAACUGUUAUAUGGAUCAGUAGGCGUAAACACAGCAAAUUUCUAGACCUUGCAAUUCCUAACACUAGAAUGGACAGCUGUGUAAUUUCAACAUGAUUUUUGUCAUCCAGGUAGAACUAAUUUGAUAAAGUACAUUUUUUCUAGUGCAAGGGCAGUGUGAAUUGUAGAAUGCCAUCAAAACAAAAUUUGCUAUACUGGAUGAAAUCCAUUUCAGCAGUUGGAAUCUGCUCACUUACCUUUUUAUCUUACUUUAUGUAAAGCACUCUGAAAUGUGAAAAAGUGAUUGGAGUGGAGAGAUCCAUGAGCUGUUUUUGACUAUAACAAUUUCCAAAAGGCUUCUGGAAGAAGAAUUCUUUUAUAUACUUAGACUGGGAAAAUUCUGUUAUUUGUAUGUUUAAUGCUGAAGAGUGCUCUUGAGUCAUCUUGAUCCAAACAUUAUUUUGAAAUUAAUAUGCACUUCUUAAAAAUAAUGUGCUAUAAUUUAUAAUGUCAAAGUCUGGAUUUGGAUAGCAUCAUGCAGAUCUUUAAAUAUUAAGUUUGGAUUUUACCUCAAUGACUCUAGAGCUGUCCAGUGGUAGACUGUGCCCAGUAUUCACAAAUCUUUGUGCUUAAGAGGCCUCCUUAAUGUUUCCUUCUUGUAGUGGAAAUAGAUUAUCUAAAAUUGGUAUUGGGAAACAAAGCUUGUACUAUGUCUAUUUCAGAUCUGCACAAGUUAGCUAAUUCUUUCCAUGAAAGAGUUGAACAUUUAUGUUCAUGGGAAAACAGCCUUUUAAAAGCUGUUUUGGAAAUGCAUUUCCUUUUACUUUGGAAAUGUACUGAGCAGCUUGUGCUGCAGAAAUUAUUACUUGAAAUGUCAUACAAAUAUACUAUGACAGUUUUCAAGUAAGGGGCUGAGAAAUCAUAGCCUAAAACCUUGCAGCAUUUGUGUAGAAAUGAACAAGGUAAAUGCUGUCCAUUAUGCAAGAAAACAAUCAAAUUUGUAUUACAAUGUAUAUGUCUAGGUUUCUUAUUUCAUUGAUGUGUUCAAAACUAGUUGUGGGGGGGACUGUAUUUCUUAAUAUUCAAGGGGAGAUGUGAUUCUUUGAAAUAUUACUCUUUAAAAUAAAAAUGUUUCAAGAAUUGUUACCUCUACUCAAACUCCAAUAUGGUUCUUCAGCUGAGGAACUCUGAAUUGAUUCUGUGAAUAUGAAAUCUAAGUUGGUGAUUGAAAUAAAAGUGUUCCUGAAGGCAACUAAUGCAAAAUAUUCAAACGGAGAAAUAUAUUGGAAUUCAUAAUUUAGGGGCAUGCCUUGUUGCCAAGAAUUUUUUGUUAAUCAGCAAAACCUCGACUUGGACUUUUUUUUUAUUCAGUCAAAAAGUCUGCAUUUUGGUUGGUUUUGAAUGCAAGGGAAAAAGAGAACUCUUCAGUAUAUUCUAUUUAAAUACUGAUAAUUGUGUUAUAAAUAUUUUUGCUUUGAUUUAGUUUUGCUCAGUUAUUAACUGGUGAACAUUCCAGUACAGUAUUUUGUAAAAACUGUUAUGUUAGUAAAAUAAGUCACUUCUGUGUUUAAUUAUACUGACAAUAAAACAUUACCUAAGAA